AUGGGCCAGCCGCGCAAGGAAGAGAUCGGCACUGGAGCAGUGAAUAUCCUGGAUGAGAUCGUCAUGAACUACGACGCGGCACACGACGAGUUCACCAUGGACCCAGCAACACUGCAGGACGACCUCCUACGGCUGGCGCAACAACUCCAGAUCGUGGCAGAUGCAAUUUGGCUGCUCCUUCGAGGGGAGCGGCUGGCUGAAUACAUUGACGGCAUGAACCUACCUGCGGAAGAACGAGUACGAGGGGGACAAGACGAUGAACAUCCGGGGCUGCGGGGAGUUUAUCAGCAUCACGAGGGGAAUGCGAGGGAUGAAGCAAGGGAAAGGCGUGUCGCACAAGAUCGGGACGCCGAUAGUGACCAAGCCGACCACCCCGAGGACUUCGAACCCACCGCCUUGAUGCAGACCUCGCUGAGGGGGAGACCAAUGCAGGGAGGACCCCCCACACCGCCAGCCACGGACACUACGAACACCAAGGAGAAGCAGAAAAGCCAAGCCUCGCAACUCAUGGCGUCCAUUGCCUCGGAGACACAAGCUGCAGCGGAGUAUGCCCCCAAUGCCGAGGAAUUAGGGGGACAAAAACGCGAGGCCGCAGCAGCCGAAGCGCUGGAUCUCAUCACGGAAGCAAUGGGGGUGGCAAACGACGUGGGGAUGCCGGGGGUCGUCGACUACCUCUCAGCCGCAGCCACAAGACUAUCGCAGGUCCACUUGGUUCGGAGACCGGGGACGAAUCGAGGGGGACGACCGCUACCUACGCCCAAUGCCUUCGAGAUCGCAGCGCUCACAGUGGGGAUAAUGGAAGAGAGCGAGCAACAGGGGGAGCCACCAUCCAUGGCGGAACUACUGGAACUGCUGGAGCUGGUACAAGCGGGCAUGGCACUCCUCACCAGGGGGAGACACAGCUAUAAUUGGCAGGUCACGCACUGGGCUACAGAUGCAGCAGAAGAAGCCCUAGCAUUGUUGACAGUGGCCACGGCAACAGACCAUGUGGGGGAACUUCAGCAAGUUCAACCGGAUGUGGGGGACACACUCCCACGACUACGCAACCUCCUGGAUGAAGCAGCCACAGGAGUGGGGGUCCUAGUGGGGAUCUACCCACAUCGGGGAGAAGCGGAACAAGUUCACCCAGCAGAUGCCAUAGCCCAACAAGAGGACCGGCACCAACAAGUCCAACACCCUCGCCGAGACCCACCGGAUGCACUACAUAUCUACAAAGCGCAACGCCAUCUACGUCAACUAGUCCCAUUCCUUGACGGGGACAUGCGAGAACUGGGGAACCAAGCGCUUGCGCACCUGGGGGACUGGAUCCAGUCCCAUUGGGGGGAGCCAGUCCAGCUCCUCAGCAGCGACGACGAGACGAGCCAACCACAGCAGGAGCGUCCUGCACAGCCAACAGCUCACGAGGAUGAAGGAAGCCCACGGCUAGAGGGGGCUCCGUACAUAAACGAAGGGGCAGCUGAGACACUUGUGGACCUGACGAGCGGGGCGACCAGUUCCACGACUCCCUUUACACGAUCAGCCGCACCAAGACCUGAGGGGGAGUACAACGAAGCCCCCAGUGAGCCAAAGAGCCGUAGGAGGCGAGGGUUCACAAGCCCAAGCUCGCUUGACAACGAUGAUUAA
This is a messenger RNA of Symbiodinium necroappetens, 1623 nucleotides long. Lineage: Eukaryota; Dinophyceae; Suessiales; Symbiodiniaceae. The record is from the annotation of a GenBank genome assembly.